Tachyglossus aculeatus (Australian echidna) is the source of this 3439-nucleotide messenger RNA. It is a transcript of the gene GIT1, whose product is annotated as GIT ArfGAP 1. Gene Ontology annotation, molecular function: protein binding; GTPase activator activity. The coding region runs from base 102 to 2381 and encodes 759 amino acids. Lineage: Eukaryota; Metazoa; Chordata; Mammalia; Monotremata; Tachyglossidae. The record is from RefSeq and is a predicted model, not a curated record. The transcript has 20 exons. Gene Ontology annotation, biological process: brain development; regulation of ARF protein signal transduction.
GACCCACCGACCGACCCACCGACCCACCGACGGACCGACCGAGCCGCCGCCGCCUCCCCCCCACGCUGGCCCAGAAGGCCGCGGCCGCCUCGCCGCUCAGGAUGGCUCGGAAGGUGCCGCGGGCCGAGGUGUGCGCCGACUGCAGCGCCCCGGACCCCGGCUGGGCCUCCAUCAACCGGGGCGUGUUGGUCUGCGACGAAUGCUGCAGCGUCCACCGCAGCUUGGGCCGCCACAUCUCCAUCGUCAAGCACUUGCGCCACAGCCCCUGGCCCCCCACCCUGCUGCAGAUGGUCCACACGCUCGCCAGCAAUGGGGCCAACUCCAUCUGGGAACACUCGCUGCUGGACCCCGCCCAGGUGCAGAGUGGCCGGCGAAAGGCCAAUCCCCAGGACAAAGUCCACCCCACCAAGUCAGAGUUCAUCCGGGCCAAGUAUCAGAUGCUGGCGUUUGUGCACAAGCUGCCCUGCAGGGAUGAUGACGGGGUCACCGCCAAGGACCUCAGCAAGCAACUUCAUUCUAGCGUGCGGACGGGCAACCUGGAGACCUGCCUCCGGCUGUUAUCCCUGGGCGCCCAGGCCAAUUUCUUCCACCCGGAGAAGGGCACCACGCCCUUGCACGUGGCAGCCAAGGCUGGGCAGACCCUGCAGGCCGAGCUGCUGGUGGUGUACGGGGCCGACCCUGGCGCCCCAGACGUCAACGGGCGCACCCCCAUUGACUAUGCCAGGCAGGCCGGGCACCACGACCUCGCUGACCGGCUGGUGGAGUGCCAGUAUGAGCUGACCGACCGGCUGGCUUUCUACCUCUGUGGACGCAAGCCAGACCACAAGAAUGGCCAUUACAUCAUCCCCCAGAUGGCUGACAGCCUGGACCUGUCAGAGUUGGCCAAGGCAGCCAAGAAGAAGCUGCAAGCGCUCAGCAACCGGCUGUUUGAGGAACUGGCCAUGGACGUCUAUGACGAAGUGGACCGGCGAGAGAACGAUGCUGUGUGGCUGGCAACACAGAACCACAGCACCCUGGUGACGGAGCGCAGUGCUGUGCCCUUCCUGCCCGUCAACCCGGAGUACUCGGCCACACGCAACCAGGGGCGACAGAAACUAGCUCGCUUCAACGCCCGUGAGUUCGCCACCCUGAUCAUUGAUAUCCUCAGCGAGGCCAAGCGGAGGCAGCAGGGCAAGAGCCUGGGUAGCCCAACAGAUAACCUCGACUUCUCACUGCGGAGCCAGAGCGACCCCGACGACCAGCACGACUACGACAGCGUGGCGUCCGACGAGGACACGGAUCAGGAGCCGCUACGCAGCGCCAACGCCGGCCGCAACAACCGGGCCCGAAGCAUGGACUCGUCGGACCUGUCGGACGGGGCGGUCACCCUGCAGGAGUACCUGGAGCUCAAGAAGGCCCUGGCUGCCUCUGAAGCCAAAGUGCAGCAGCUCCUCAAGGUCAACAGCAGCUUGAGCGACGAGCUGCGGCGGCUGCAGCGGGAGAUCCACAAGCUGCAGGCGGAGAACUCGCAGAUCCGCCAGCAGACGGGCCCGGCGCCCCCGGCCCCCGGGCCCGGCGACCGGACCGACCACGGCCACCUGAGCGUGGGUGCCCACCGCCGGGACCGCCAGGCGUUCUCCAUGUAUGAGCCGGGCACCGCCCUCAAGCCCUUCGGCGCCCAGCCUGGGGACGAGCUAGCCACCCGGCUCCAGCCCUUCCACGGCAGUGAACUGGAAGAUGACGCCAUGUACUCUGUCCACAUCCCCCCGAGCCUGUACCGGAUCCGGAAGGGAGUCUCUGCCUCAGCCGGGCCGUUCCCGCCCUCCUCCCCGCUGCUUUCCUGCCCGUCGGAUGGGGGCCGCCACAUGAGCAAGCUGUCCCGGCACGGCAGCGGCACCGACAGCGACUACGACAACACCCAGAGCGGAGACCCGCUGUUUGGCCUGGAGGGGAAACGCUUCCUGGACCUGGGCAAGGAUGAGGACUUCCACGCUGAGCUGGACGGCCCGGAAGGGGAGCUGGACCCCGGGCUGCCCAGCACGGAAGAUGUGAUCCUGAAGACGGAGCAGGUCACCAAGAACAUCCAGGAGCUUCUACGCGCCGCCCAGGAAUUCAAGCACGACAGCUUUGUGCCAUGUUCAGAGAAGAUCCAUGUGGCGGUGACAGAAAUGGCCUCUCUCUUUCCAAAGAGGCCGGCCCUGGAGCCCGUGCGCAGCUCCCUGCGCCUGCUGAACGCCAGCGCCUACCGGCUGCAGAGCGAGUGCCGCAAGACGGCGCCCCCCGAGCCGGGGGCCCCCGUGGACUUUCAGCUGCUCACUCAGCAGGUGAUCCAGUGUGCCUACGACAUCGCCAAGGCUGCCAAGCAGCUGGUCACCAUCACCACUCGGGAAAAGAAGCAGUGACUGCCCCCCCUCCGCCCCCCUCCCCUCCCCUCACUCCCUGGGUCCCGGCUGGGUGGAGGGACUGGGGUCCCGCUCCUUCCCCUCACCCGCAGGACAGGAGCCGCCGGCGUAAGUGUCCUUAGAGCUGCCACCCUUGCCCGGUGGCCAUGAGCCCUGGCGCCUCCCCCCAAGCCCGCCCCUCCCCGACACACGUGAAGCGAGACCGGGCAGCAGGACCCAACUCCUCCUCUGUAAAUAGUGCCCCAUCUGUGCCCUUCUCCUCCCCCCAGCAAGCACAGAGAGCAGGGCAGGACCGCCCUCCCCUCCCCGGGCUCCCUCAGAACAGACUUGGGGCCACCGUGGCCCAGGGUCUCCUCCCCACCCCCAUGAGCCGGCUCAGCCCCCGGCGUGGGCUGGGCGGGGGGCAUUUCCCCUUCCUUCCCUACCUCCCCCAUCGUCUCUGUGGUGGCUGCAGCCCCCCUUUCCCUCCCCCCAACCCCCCUGCUGCUAGCCCUCCCAUGCCAAGUGGUUCUGGCCCCUCGGCCUGCCGGGGGGACCACCCCACCCCCACACUCUCUCUCACACUCAUCUCCUUUCCCUUUUACCGGGCAGGGGGAAGCGCUGUCCGGGCCAUCCCUCAAGCCCAGGCCCCGACAGCCUCUCCCUCCAGGGUCUUGCCACUGUACGCAGUCGUCCCCCGCCCCACCCUUAGUUCUUUCCCUUCACCUCUUUCCUGUGCUGUCGGGGAGGGGGUCUCAGCCCUCCCCACCCCCCUCCCCGGGUCCCCCCCGGAUCUGAGGCCAGCCUGUGCCGGACAAGGGCUGCCCUCCUCAGUCCGGGAGGCCAAGCUGGGGCUGGCUCCCCAGUAGCCGCUUCAGCCCCGCACCCCUGAGAGGGCGGCCGGAGGGGCCAACCGAGGCCGCCCCCGGGUUGGUAGCGGGGAACCGGAUGGCCCAGGGACGGGGCUGGAAGCUGGCUGUGUCUGUGGUGAUGGUGCUGGUGGUGGUGGCUGGUCUGACUGUCAAGAUAAGUGUAAUGUACAUUUGUAUCAAAAAAUAAAUAAGUGAGCGUUAACCCUC